GCCGGGUACGUGUCCUCUUUUCGUGGGAGCACGGUGGCUGGGCUUAUCUUUGCUGGCAGUCGCACGGGGUGAUACGAUCAAGCGACCAAAGUGGUCUGCGAUGAGGGUGCGUACGCGCUGGUGGACGCUCAGGCCCUGCUGCACGACAGUCGAGGUAGACGUGUCGCUAUCGCUUGUCCAUAUAUGUUGAGCAGCCGAAGGCAAUCGAUGGGGGCUGCUCACGCCAAGAUCAUACAAUGUGCAAAGGGCAUAAAUUAUGGGUCGCUUGCACAACCGAUACUCACCUGCGUGGAUCUUCGCGCUACGCAACAUUGGGAACGCGUCAUUCGUCGUCCGUGUGCACACUCGCCAGCUAUUGUCACCGUUAGCAAACCACAAACCUCGGCGUCGUGCGACCUCGCCACAUGUGGCAUCCCAUCGCCCCCAAUCGUGUCUCCCACCAUCUGCGCCUGGUGAUCUGUGCAAGGACCUGUCGCCAGUCUACCGUCCUCGUCGUCGUGUUGCCGCGGAUCAACACGGUGUCUUCUCCCCUGCUGGGCUGCGCGAACAGGGCGUUUUCAACACACGUCGCUGCCCCGGACACGUCACCUACGCAGGCCAUCCGAUUGCGCACUUCACACCGUUGUCGCUCUCCGUCAUCGUGCUCGCCGUCUUCACCAUGUCUUCACUCGGUGGUAAUCGGGGCAAGAAGAGGGACAACUUGGAAGCGGAAGCGCCUGUGGCCGUGAAGAAAGGACGUCAUCAACCGAAAAACAAGAAGGUUGUUGCAGAGGGCCCUUCGAGGGGAAGUGCCGCGAGGGAUGACGAGUGGGUGAGGGAUUUCGAGGGUGCGGGCGACGACAACGACUUCGUGUCCGAAACGGAGGUGGAAGCCGUCAGGCAAGCGUCUGUGCAAUCACCCCCAGCCACACCACGUGGCCAAGCAGUUCCGGAGAAGGGAGGGGCCUCGAAGGGGGUGGUGCAAGGGAGUAGCCAUGGUGCACAUCGACAAGACCCUAUCGCCUCGCAGGGCGGUGCCGUGGCGGGAUCAUCUCGACCAACGGCGGUUGCAGCAGCCGAGGAGAGCCAUGGGGAAGGCGACUACGACGAGCAUUUGGUGAAUAGGCAAUGGCGGGGGAAUGCACAGGAUGUGAUCGAAGCUGCAACGAAGUUGUGGGUGGAUGACAUGAGGUUCUGGAACGAGACGGAGGGCAAUGGACUGUUCAAGGUCAUCCAGGACGGGCGACUUUAUUUGCUGGCCAUCACCAGGGGAGUUCCCACUCCGGAGAUCCAUCGGAGUAUAGCCCUCCCUCACUCAAUUAUCUCACAGCACAAGAUCGAAGACGAAUUGCAGUUGAAGGCGGCGAAAGACAGGGCAACAAAAGUGCAGAGCAUCACCUUGCGUGUCAUCCAUGGAUGGAUCUUCAAGUCCGCAAGUCGCUCACGGGGCUAACACUCUGCAUACGGGUACGUCCUCAACCAUGAGGCGA
Molecule: messenger RNA, 1469 nt
Organism: Chara braunii
Lineage: Eukaryota; Viridiplantae; Streptophyta; Charophyceae; Charales; Characeae
Source: the annotation of a GenBank genome assembly